AUGGGCGGUCCCCCAGGUUAUGGGGGCGCAACCGGCUAUCCCCCAGGGCCGCCACCACAACAGCAGCAGCAGCAACAGCAACAGCAACAGCCAGGCGGCCCCAUGGCUCAGUACCAUCGGCCUGGAAAUCCCGCGGAGGUUGAGGGCAAUAGCCGGAGCAAGGCCCAGUUAAUUGUUGGCAUAGACUUUAUUCCUACCGUUCUCUAUUACGACCAAUAUCAAAAGGUUGUAGGAUGGGGUCCUGAUAUCGCCGAUGCUCUUGCUCCUACUGGAUACCCCAAGCCUGGGGUGCAGAAGGUUGAAUGGUUCAAGCUUCAGUUAAUGUUGAGCGGCAAUACCUAUAUUGACCCGAUCAACCUUCCACCGCUUCCACCAGGUAAAUCCGAAAUUGAUGUUGCCGCCGAUUAUCUUUUCAAGCUUCGCCAGGCGAUGCGGUCGGCCCUACAGAAGACCCUUGGAGAGGUGUUCAACCGAGAGGAAAGGAACAUUCGAUACUACCUAACCGUUCCCGCCAUUUGGAACGAUGCCGGAAAAGCUGCCACUCGCUCGGCUGCUAUCCAGGCGGGGUUCCUCCGUGAUGAGAAUGAUAAUCGUCUGACCUUAGUCUCCGAGCCCGAAGCUGCGGCCCUUUUCUGUUCCAAGACAGGGCUGUUGAAUCUCAAGGUCCACGACGCCGUCCUCAUUGUUGACUGUGGUGGUGGAACAGUCGAUCUCAUCGCCUAUGAGGUCGAGGAUGAGAAUCCUUUCACUGUUGCCGAGUGCACCGCUGGCUCUGGAGAUUCAUGUGGUUCGACAGCACUUAACCGCAACUUUAGUAAUAUCCUCCGCACCAAAAUUCGAAAGAUGAAGCUUCCUGAUGGCUCGAAGACCGCAGGUCGUGUUUAUGCGAAGUGCAUUAUGGACUUCGAGAACCGAAUCAAAGCCGACUUCCGUAACAACGGCCAGAAGUGGGCCGUUGAUGUCGGUAUUGAGGCUGAAUUUCCUGAGGCCGGAAUUGAGGAGGGCUACAUGACAUUUACCAAUGAGGAAAUUCUUCAGUGUUUUGAGCCAGUUGUCAAUCGAAUUCUAGAACUUCAAAUCAAACUUCACGUCCCUCCUCAGUUUCAGUCGAAAGUAGUCCGACCUAUGGACUCCGUCGCAGCCAUCGUCAAAGGCGCUGUUACAGCUGGCAUUACCGAGCGCGUAAUCACACAUCGCGUUGCCCGACGCCACUAUCUCAUGGCCACCCUACAACCUUUCAAAGAAGGUUACCAUCCUGAGGCGUACCGAGUACCUUCGCUUGACGGUAAGGAUCGGUGCAAGUUCACACGGCAAAUAUUUGUUCAGAAAGGGCAAAAGGUGAAAAUUGGUGAACCCGUCAAGGUCUCCUUCUUCCGUCAAGUUGCUCCUGGAGCUACCCUCAUGUAUGAGGAUAUCCUCUAUGCUUGUGACGAUGAUGUUUGCCCCGAAUACACCAAAGAUCCUCGUAUCAAAGAGGUCGUCACCCUCACAUCAGAUCUUUCCCGGAAGAAUCUAGAAAAAGACUUCGAACGUAUGGAUACUCCGCAGGGCACAUUCUACAGAGUCUACUUUGAUAUCUACCUAACUCUUGACGGCUCCGAAUUCAGUGCAGAGUUGGUCUGCCAAGGCGAGGUUAUGGGACGAUGCAGAGCCCGCUUUAGAUAG
This is a messenger RNA of Parascedosporium putredinis, 1665 nucleotides long. The record is from the annotation of a GenBank genome assembly. Lineage: Eukaryota; Fungi; Ascomycota; Sordariomycetes; Microascales; Microascaceae.